Drosophila hydei is the source of this 1339-nucleotide messenger RNA. RefSeq names its product RNA-binding protein 25. The record is from RefSeq and is a predicted model, not a curated record. NCBI's taxonomy places the organism in Eukaryota, Metazoa, Arthropoda, Insecta, Diptera, Drosophilidae. Bases 177 to 1031 code for a protein of 284 amino acids. The transcript is spliced from 5 exons.
UAGAUAGGAGCAACAGUUUCCAAUUGCGGAGACUGCAAAACGCAAAACGCAUUCGGAAACGGAAAGUGAAUCGCAAAAAGAAGACAGGACGACGCUAACAGCCCGCUAAUCCCAAGGAUAACAUACACACACACAUAUAUACAGAAAAAGAGUGUGAGAAAAACAAAGAGUAGAACAUGAAGUUGAAUAUGCUCUGCAUGCUGGCCCUGACGAUCCUGGCCAACACGCAUCAUGUCCUUAGCUUUCUGACGGGCCAGGCGACGUCUGCUAAUGGAGUUGGAGCAGCUACGAUUGGAGCACAACAACAGCAACAGCAGCGUGCCAACAUCUUUGAUGGAGCAGCAGUUGGAGCUGAAGCUGAUGCCGACGAAGGCAGCAGACAAGAGCUCAACUUGGAAACGCAGCAGCAGCAGCGCAAUGUUUACGAUCCAGGAGAUGAGCUGCUGCAUGCGCUAAAUAUGGAGUUGGAGCCGGAGCGGGAACGAGAACGAGAACGAGAGCGGGAACGGGAACGUGAAACGGAACGCCAGCCAGACUAUGCCACAGCCGUCGAGUUGGCCAGCAAAUUUGACAUGCUUAAGAAGAUGGAGCAGGACUUACGCGCUGAACAGGAACUAGUCGACAAAUCCGCUUUACUUAUGAAAAUGUUGGAGGAUCCGUCAUUGGAUACGCUGCCAUUGGUCUAUGUGGAGGAGGAGGAGCCGACAGCCACUGCAGCUGAAGACUACCCGGAGCUGGAUAAUGGCAUACAGAGCCUGAUUAUCGGUCAGAAUAAGCCAAAACGUUCCCGUUAUUAUCGUCGCUAUCCCUGGAAGCGACACAAUCGCAAUCGCGGUUCUUACAUGAAUUCUAUCAACAGCAACUAUGAACCGGAACUGCGUUACGCCUGUACACCUAGCAAGGAGGAUAUAUUCAAGCUCCUGGUCAACUUGCAUGAGAAUCGUAAGGGCAAUCACAGCAAGACCGUGAAUUUUUGCAAUCGCAAGCGACCCGCUAAGGCGGUAUUUACCAACAUACGAUUCCUGGGCUAGAUCUGACACUGAACGGGACAGAAAAUGACACAAGUACACACAUACACAUACACACACACACACAUACACACACACACAUACACCCACACACACACUCACAGACAUAUGUAUACCAAGCAUCAAUUUGUAUAUUGCUGACAAAGUCAAGCGCGAAAACUGGAGAAAAACAAGCACUAACAAUUAGUUAACUAAACAAACUAACUAAACUAAACUAAACUAACCAGCUAUUAGGUAAUUAUCUAUGCAAAGAACCUUUUCGCACUCUAAGCUAGCCAAUUAGCCAACACUGCAUAGCCAAACUAGUGUUA